AUGGAGAUUCUCCUCCACAUUAAUUUUGAUAUCCCAGUAUUCCCUACUACGCUCUUGCAACUAUCUGAAAAUGUCGAAGCAUCCAAAGAUACUCGCCAUCCCGCUAAUGAGGAGGAUCCAGCUGAUCAUGAUCUAUUUCACUUUGUGCCAACUACUGAAUAUCGAGAAAAAGAUCUCCAACUUUCAACCCGUUGGAGCACGCCACAGUGGCGAUAUGCGCCACAGUUUGCUAUAGUCUCGUUUCCAUUUUCUCACCUUCCGUGCAGACAUUCGUCUGAAAUAUGUCAAAGAUCUUCAAAACCCCACCAAGUCGGCUAUGCUUUAACUCCAAGAAAGGAGAAAACUUUCAUCCUACCUUCCCUCCUUUCCCACGCAUCCCAGAAUGGUGUUUCUUUACCGAAAAUCGUACCCAGUAAACCUCUGAUCCAACUAGGACCGUUCAAUUGCAUCCUCCACAAACUGUACGACUCCGACUGGAAACAAAAUCUUCGAGACUUCGCUUCCCAAAACCCUAGCAUCCCCAUCAUCGACUCCCCAGAUUCAAUCGAGAUUCUCCACAGCAGAAUCUCAAUGCUUGAAACUGUUCCGAAACUGAAAAUAAGCAACACCGGAGUCCCCAAUCAGAUUACCAUCAAUGAAGUCACGGAUUGGGAAAAUUUGGAAAUCAACUUCCAGUCGAUCGCAAAGCCGUUAGACGCGGACGGUAGUGAGAAGUCACAGAAAAUGCAUCUCAUCUUCGAAAAGGAUGUGUUAAAGAACUUACCGCUUCCGUUUGUUUUACAGGAGUUUAUUAAUCACGGCGACAUCAUCUUUAAAGUCUACGUCGCCAGAAAAUAUUCCCGGUGCGUGAAACGGAAGUCGUUGCCUGAUAUUUCGGAGGAGAAACUGGUAAAUUCGAAAGGUUCGCUGCCGUUUUCACAGGUUUCGAAUCUGACUGCAGCCGGCGGCGGUGAUGAAGGUUGUGGAUUCAAAAAGACGGAAUUGGCCCCGGAAAAUUUAGUGAAAGAGUUGGUGGAAGGGUUGAAGGAGGAGUUGAGAUUGAAUUUGUUUAACUUCGAUGUAAUUAGGGAUGUCAAAAACAAGGAUAAUUACUUAGUCAUUGAUCUCAAUUAUUUUCUGGGGUUUGCGAAAAUGCCGGAUUUCGAGUCCGUGAUAACGGAUUUUUUACUCGAUGUGUGCUCGAAGAGAUGAAAUGCGGUGAAAAUUGAAGAUAGGAGGUACUUUGUUGAACCUUUGAAGCUUUAAUAAGCUCACAUUUUACCAUGCUUUGUAUCAUCU
Messenger RNA from Hibiscus syriacus, 1278 nucleotides. RefSeq names its product inositol-tetrakisphosphate 1-kinase 1-like. The coding region runs from base 1 to 1191 and encodes 396 amino acids. NCBI's taxonomy places the organism in Eukaryota, Viridiplantae, Streptophyta, Magnoliopsida, Malvales, Malvaceae. Gene Ontology annotation, cellular component: cytoplasm. Gene Ontology annotation, biological process: inositol trisphosphate metabolic process. Gene Ontology annotation, molecular function: inositol-3,4,5,6-tetrakisphosphate 1-kinase activity; inositol-1,3,4-trisphosphate 6-kinase activity; magnesium ion binding. The transcript is spliced from 2 exons. The record is from RefSeq and is a predicted model, not a curated record.